Messenger RNA from Solea solea (common sole), 10835 nucleotides. RefSeq names its product phospholipid phosphatase-related protein type 4-like. The transcript has 11 exons. Gene Ontology annotation, molecular function: phosphatidate phosphatase activity. Bases 381 to 3362 code for a protein of 993 amino acids. The record is from RefSeq and is a predicted model, not a curated record. Lineage: Eukaryota; Metazoa; Chordata; Actinopteri; Pleuronectiformes; Soleidae. Gene Ontology annotation, biological process: phospholipid dephosphorylation; signal transduction; axonogenesis.
CUGCUGCAGCAGAGCAGAGCAGGAGUGAGGGAGAAUAACCACUGAGCUUUUUACCGGGGUAUUUAACCGGGGGUUUUUACCGGGGACAGUCCACACACAGCAUCGACACACACCGUGUCAGUGCUGUCCUCUCACCUCCCUCCACAAAAACAAAUCAAAUCCACAGUUUAGGCUUGAAAAAGCUGGGGGGCAGAUCUCAUUAAUCCCCCCCCCCAUCUGUGUCAGCGGGCAGAUGGAGCUCCGCAGUUAGAGGGGUUUAAAUCUCUUAUUUUUCAUUUUUCGGGAGAACCGGACUCGGUCGGAAUUACGCCAAAAUUACGACGGGAAUCAAGUACAGCUCCCUGUCUCCCGGCAACGGGAGCGACCAGCGGGCGCUCGUGAUGUCUCGUGCCAAGGAGCGGCUGAAAGGCGGGAAGGAAACCAAGGACAGUGUCACUCUGUUACCGUGCUUUUAUUUUGUAGAGCUCCCCAUCCUGGCCUCGUCUGUUGUCAGUCUUUACUUCUUGGAGCUGACAGACAUUUUCCAACCGGUGCAUUCUGGGUACAGCUGUAAUGACCGCAGCCUGUCUCUGCCCUACAUCCUGCCCAGACAGGAAGUCUGUCCUCUACCUCUGCUCUUCAGUCUGGCCUUUGCUGCUCCCACAGUCACUAUUCUGAUAGGGGAGGCCAUUCUCUACUGUUAUCUGUCCAGGAGGUCGACCGCCACACAGACCGAGGCAAACAUCAACGCUGCAGGCUGUAAUUUCAACUCCUACAUCCGCAGGGCCGUGCGCUUCAUAGGCGUCCAUAUCUUCGGACUGUGUGUGACAGCGCUGAUCACCGACAUCCUCCAGUUGUCCACGGGUCAGCACACCCCCUACUGGCUGGACGUGUGCAGACCCAACUUGACCCACAUCAACCUGUCCAGCUGUGACGAAGCUUUUAUUUUGGAGGACAUCUGCUCUGGACAAGACAGUGGUCUCAUCACUGCGGGGAGGAAGUCGUUUCCCUCCCAGCAUGCAACAUUGGCUGCCUUUGCUGCUGUCUACAUCUCAAUGUACUUUAACACAGUUCUGACCGACUCGGCCAAGUUGCUGAAGCCUCUGCUGGUGUUCUCGUUCGUCAUGCUGGCCAUUCUGGCUGGGCUAACGCGGAUCAUCCAGUUCAGGAACCAUCCGGUGGAUGUUUACUGCGGAUGGAUCCUGGGAGCCGCCAUCGCCGUUUACCUGGGUGUGUACGCGGUGGGGAAUUUCCAGCCGAGUGAAGAUCGGUCCAGAAGUCGACCGUCUGCCCCCAUCCUGAGAGAGCCCCCGCCCUCAUCCUUGCCCAAUGUCAGCCAAGUAACAAUUAGCAACAGCCAUCAAGGUCACCACACUCUGGCUCCCAGCCAACCAGAGCCCAUCAUCACCCGGACCUCGUCCCACACUCUGGUCCCGGAACAAACUGGGCCCAUGCUGAAGCGCAGCGCCUCCUACCGAGAGCCGUCUCUGUCCAAUCUGAAGAGAGCCAGUGCUGAGGUGGAGGUGAUCACGCCGUCCAGUCCUCUCGGCAACCACGACAACAUGGUGACGUUCAGCAGCAGCACACUGCCACGGUCCCACGGAGGCUCGUCACUGGAGGAGGGCCGCAUUCCCCGGCGCCAUGCCGCCAUCCAUGCCUCAAUGGACUCCACUCGAUCCAAGCAGCUCCUCAGCCAGUGGAAGAAUAAGAACGAGAACAGAAAGCUGUCCCUGCAGGCCAUGGAUGGAAUAAGACCGUCCUCCUUGUCCUCACCUCAGAGGAACAUGGAGCUGCGCUGCUCCUCAGAACCGUCUGCCAUGGGCCUGGAGGCAGAGCUCCGGGCCGGAACCCACCUGCCUUCAAUCAGUGCCCAGGAAGCAGAGCUGCGUGCUGGGGCCCACAUCCCAGCUCAGUACAUGAAGCUAGCAGCAAGCUCCGUCCCCAUGGCGAACCAUAAUCACAUGGCUCAUAAUGGCAGCACUGGAUUAGUGGGUGGGGCCAGAGUGUCUCUCCAAUCCCGGCCUGGAUCCUCCCAGCUGGUUCACAUACCUGAGGAGGAGAACCCCACCUGUAAGGACCAGGAGAGCGAGUCAGAGGACAGCAUCAUGGACGGCGGUGGAUCAGUGAGGGAAAAGUGGCUGAGAGUGGCCGAGAAGACCACACUGCCCUGCAGGCCGCUCAGUGCCGGAGGACAGCCUCGACUCAUGCAGGUGAUAACCUUAUCCAAACAGCAGGGUUUGCUUCACUCCCCUCGGUCAGAAGAUGGUGGUAGCACCGUCAGCUGCACUGGAUCCAUCAGGUACCGAGCCCUGAUGGACCAGGACCCAUCGCCACCUGCCUCCACCACCGGAGCAAUGGGAGGAGGAGGAGGUUUGGAAAGAAGUGGCAGUAUAGUCCGCGUUGAAGCCCACCCAGAGUCAAGGUCUAACAAACCAAUAGUGAAACCUCCGAGCACUGACGGAAGUGGCUCCUGGCGAUGGAAACCGCCAGAUCAACGGCCAUCUCUCCGACAGUCAGCAUUUGCCCUCAAUGACCUUAACAGGCACACAGACAGCUGUGAUUCGCUGAGGGAUGGAGGGUCAGUGGAUGGACGGAGAAGCGUGACAGGGACUGAAAGUGAGAACGAAGGGGGAGGAGAAGGAGGAGAAGGAGGAGGAGGAGGGGCAUAUAUAAACCACCCACAUAUGAUACACCCUAUACAUCAAUUACAUCAGCCGAAUAACUACAACAACCCAAAUAACUACAACAACCCAAAUAACUACAACAACCCAAAUAACUACCAGCACCCCAACUUCAAUCCCAAUAACCCCAAUUUUAACAAUCCUAUGACCAACUUCAACCCAAAUUCCAGCAACUCCAAUAUGCCUUUCAACCCCAAUUCCAUGUUUGCACCUCCUUUCCACCCCCACCCUCAGGCCCUCACUACCAUCAGAGUCACCCCAGUGGAGGGCACGGCUGCCAGCAGCGACGGCGGCUCAGACUGCCAGUCUGUGGCCUCGUCCAGCCGGGAAUCGACCCUGAGGAGGAAGAGCAGCUCCAACACCGUCCAAGUCCCCGAUCGAGGUCCCACCCCCGACCUCCACAACAACCACCGUCUCUGUGAUGACAGCAACAGCCUCGACCAGGAGAGCAGCAACCGUUUCCAUGAACAUCUCAGAAGUUUUCAAGAAAACCCCAUCCACCCCGGUCACCCCGGACACCCCGGACACCCUGGACACCCCGGACACCCCAGUCACCCCGGUCACCCCGGACACCCCAACCACGCCAACAGACAGUUCCAAGGGAUGUUUGGUCGUCCCAGUCCUACACCUCCCCCGACCUUGCCCCGCCCCAUCUUGACACACACUCCACCUCCUACUCUGGGGUUGGCUUAUAAGGAAUGACACCCAUGAUAGUUGUCCGACUCAGCUAAUUCUAACAAAAGCAGUGGAGAACUUCUGUCUGGACCAACAAUUACAUGAAAUUCGGUUAGAUCUGUCUACAGAGCAGCAUUAGCUGGUAGUUCCAGCCACACAUUUCCAAAGUAUUUGUCCCACUCCACUGGUUCAUCUAAAUAAAGCUCUGUUUCCACCAAGUGGUCCAGUUGUUUAGGGUACCAAAUUAACCAAUCCAUUUUGUUCCACUUUGUGGCACCCUCCAGUAUGGGUUUCUAGCACAGCGAUCUAGCGCCCCCUAGCACCCCGCUAGACAAAGUGCAGUCCGUUGAUAUGUCAACAGAAAAUCGACACUUUCAGGUGCAUUACUGUUCUCAAACAAGUUUGUCUUCUUGCGGAGAACAGUAACAUGCCAAAAAGAAUGAGAGUUAAUAUUGGAUGCCCUACAUUACUGUCCUUUCUUUUUCUUCUAUACUUCUUCUUUGUUGCAUUUAUUGGUGGGCUACACUGUGUCAUGCUGGUAUGAUGUCACGCUAAUAACGUAACUAAUGCAGCUAUUGCCAUUCGGGCUACACACAGGGUUUACCAUUCCAAAACGGUUCCACACAAGCUGAGCUGAGCUACCACUUGGUGGAAAACGCAACAUGUUUUGCUAGGAGAUCUACAAAAGGUUUUAGAUCCAGUUUGGGCAGUUAGCCCUGCACCACUUUUUUUCAAAGGGCCAAGAAGGAAGGAUUAUAUUCUGGGUAAUAUUUUAUCUUUCUUGUGGAUUUUAAAUUUUUAAUUUUGCUCUGCUGAAGAAACCAGACAAUGUUUUUGUAAAUCUUAAAAAAAGGCUGGAAAAAGGACUACACGAACUGCUGACCUGGCCAGGAAUAAAAAACUCCGGCACCUACAGCUACCAGAGAGGAUGGAUUCAGCAUCAAAACUCCGCCUCCUUCUCCUGCAUCUUCUGGGUCAGUUUUGAAUGGGAUGAAAUUCCUAACAUCCACAGUUAUACCGUACAAUAUAUUCUGAGCUUUCCUACUGUUGUCCAACACAGUUAAACGUAUUGUUAUGUAAACUUUACAGUGUAAACCACAUGGCAUUAGAUUACGGAAGUUGCAUUUUAAUCUUAACUGUGUUUGUACACAUGAGAGUGUGGGGACACAGAGGGGUUUUCGGAAAUUAAACCCACGGUUUUAAUUGUGUCUGGGCUAUGAGUGGGUCCCAUUUGGCCAAUAACAGAUUCAGAUUUCCAUUGUGCUUGAAUAUAGUGCAACGUAUAGUCUAUUUUUACAUAGUGGGUUUCAUUAACAUAGUGUAAUAACUGUGUAGUAUCUGUACUGAUCACUGACACAUGCGAGUCAUUAGAACAAACUCUACGUAAGUCUGACAGGCACCGUUUUUUUGGUUUAUUUUACCAACUCAUCAUGUUUCACACAUUAAUGAGUAAAAUUAUGAUUCAAUAGUAGAAGAAAAUCUUGCAGUUCUUGCCAAAAGGUUUGCAUUAUAUAUGGGAAAUUGUCCCAAAUUUACAAAAAUGUAAAGUAACAACAAGAAUAAAAUAUAUUUAUCAUUUAAAAGAAAAACAUGCCUGAUAAUGUUGGCUGGGCUUGGCUCCAGUCAUGCUGCUCUAUGUAUUAUAUAGUAUUAUUAAGUAUUAUAUGGUAUAGUUUUUAUUUAUUCCAUACGGUAUAAAAACGCACACACCUACAAAGUUAUUUAUCAAGUUAAAAGUAAUUUUAUGCGCAUUUUCAAUACAAUACUUUAUAGUAUAACAUAAACAUAUAACAAUAUAUCUUAAUAUUACAAAGUAAAGACGAUGGAUUUACAAAAUGCCAUAAUAUGGCUUUCUACUUUUCACAAUCACAUGACAAGAAUGAAGUCAUAGUUUGUUUUUGUUUUUAAUGUUAAGCCAUUUUUGAGAACAAUGUCCGUUUAGUAAUAUAUAUUUUUUGACAUUUCCAGACAAUCAAGCAUAAUUAUUCAUUAUUGAAGCAAAAGAUAAUUCUGGAUGUUAAUGUGCAUUUUUCAAGUAUAUAGUUGCUUCAAAGCCUCGGCCUGAUGUGACAGCCUGUUUUCUUAUCAAUUACUAGGAGUACAAAAGUAUUAUAAAAUAUUAAUACAACAAUUUUAUUUUUAUCCUUGCAGUAUUGCUCGUUUCACUGAAAAUGAGAACUUAUGUAUCAUAAGGGUGACUUUUUUUGUCUUAUUAUUUAUUUCUUCACUUAAUGUGCUUUUAUGAUAAUUCUGCUAUAAACACAUUUUUCAGUAUGUUUUUCAGUCAGACACAAAACACCAUACGGACAUUAAUUAUCAUUGUUUUUCACCUUGUGUAUACAUUUUAACUUUUUUCCCCACAUGCCCAAGUGCCAUGUGGCUGUGUUCUUGUCACACAGAAAUACUGUGUUCAGAGUUUUGAUCGCCUGACAAUGCAAAAAAAAACCUUACUUCUGGAUUGUGUAUAAAUUGAUAAAGCACAAUUACUACAAUUUUUAUUGAACCAAAAUUCAGUUAGUAGAGAUGACAAUGUUAAUUGCAUUGUAAAGAAUAUAAAGGUUUGAGGUUGUGUUACACUUUACAAAAUCCUAUUUCAGCCAUUUAAUACUUUUAUGGUCGACCCCCUCAACCAAAGCUGCUCCACCUGCCUAACGCGUUUGCAAAUAUUUUCUCAUGACAUCAGUUAUUAUUAUUAUAAUAAUAUAAGAUAUGAAGGACUAUCACAAAUAUAGUAUUUUCACAGAAGUUUGUUAAACUUUUUUCAUACAAAAUUUUACAUUACAUACAUAUCCCGAGCUAGGACUUUGAUAAAGCAGUUUAAAAAAAGUAAUAAUAUAUGUAAAUGAGUUGUACUUGUAAAGACUUGGAAUCAGAUAAGUGUAUAUUGGUAAGUAGAUGAGUGAAAUCCUAGAAAUGUAAAAGGCAUGUAUCAGUGUAGCAUGGUUUUUCAUUGCAAUACAUAAAGAAUACUUAUGUCUUAAUUUUUUUCACUUGAGAAUAGUUUAAUUGUGGACGAUCAGCAGAGAUGCGUGUGAUACAAAAAGAUUAUUGUGAAGUGGAAGUAAUUGUAUUAGCGAGGAAAACACAGAAAAGUGUAUAAUCAAUAGUCAAACGUGCCGGACAGACCGUAGAGAAUGUUCAUAACUUGUCUGUGGGUGUUGAUAUUGUUGAUGACAUCUGAUUCAAUAUUCUUUUAUAAUAUGUUCAUUUUAAAAUCAUGGUUAAGAUGGAUCAUGAGUUGGAUGAGUUGCACAAGAGAGAUGAAGUAGAUUCACAGGAUCUCUAAACAAAUGCACCACUGCAGAGAGAAGGAUGCUUCAUUGGAAUCAAGCUUCAAAAUACAGUAAUUACAUUGACAGGCUGUCACUGUGCCUGAUCAUUACUGUCACAAAAAGGGGCCCCAUCGCCUAAAAAUCAGAAACUAAAAACCCUCUUUUGAUGAUUUUUGGACGCACGCUUGGUCCUAGAAUUAUCAUUUGACUGUACAGCAAUGUGAUGUACUAAUAUAACAAAUAUAAAGUGUUAUUUUUUUUAUGUAUAAAUCUUUUCUAGACACAACAGAAUGAAGGCAACGUUUGUUUUUAGAGAUUUUAUCAAAGGGUUGCUGGAUCAAAAUACUUGCCAGGUCAUGGUCUGGGGUAACCCUGACCAAGGUACCCAAUCCCCAUUGCUCAUUGUGAGUAAAAAAAAGAAAAAAGAAGAAGAAGAAAACAGCACUUUAAGAAACACUCAAACCAUCUCCGUUUGGCAGCAACACCAAGCCUGAAUAAAUGGGAGAGUUAUGUUAGGAAGGGCAUCUGGUUUAAAAAAAUCUCUACCAAAUUAAAUAUCAGUCACAACAGAAUGGGUUCAGGUUUUUUCUUCAUCUCUAAAUAGCUAGUCGCAUUGUUAGCCUUAACUUUUUUAAAUCUGGAUUACUCAUUUCACCCAGUUUUCCCAUCUCUUCUGUCACAAGAGAAUGAAGGCCUUGUCUUUAUCGCUUGAUAGCUAGCUUGUUAGCUAUCUUGUUAGCUUUUGCUUGUUAAUGCUUAAUUACUCCAAGACUGUGUUGUCUUCAGCACUGUUAGCGUUAGCUUGUAAACACAAACUUUUCUAAUUCAGGACACAUUUCAGACAGUUUUACUCCAUCUUUUCAGUCACAAGAAAAUUAAUCUCUAGCCAGCUAGCUGCAUUGUUGACUUUAGUUUGUUCAGCCUGGAAUACUCCCCCCAACACUUGUUUGUUUUUCAAUAUUUAUUUUACUCAGUUUCUAGUUGCAAAAUCACAAAAAUGCAGGCUUUUUCAGUAUCUCUACUCGAUCUACAGUAUCACAGUGUUGCUAGCUAGCAUUAACUUUAGCUUGUUAACGCUAAAAUACUCAUUCAAGACUUGUUUGUGGCCUUAACAAGGACAUUUAAAUUCAGCUCUUUGUAAAUGUCUAUGUAAAAUAAAUGAUUAUAUUUGCUUAAGUUAGUUUUGGGCCAGGUGCAUAGCCGUUUAUUCGCUUAUUACUUGCAUACAAAGGGAAUGUGGGUCGAUGUCGUCAGUUGUGCUAGCAGCUAAAGAGCUAGCAUUCAUACUACCUAUAUUGUUACACAAUUAUGGGCUUGCUGGUUUUGACACAACUGCAUAUAUACAUAUACAUAUAUACACAUACAUACAUAUAUACACAUAUAUGUAUAUAUGUAUGUAUAAUUAACCAGCUGGUGAACGUUUGUUGUAAAAAUAUCAGAUAGACUGAAUGUGUGCAACUAACAGAUAUUUAAUACCUUUGUGAUAUUUAUAAUAACCAAUGUUAUUUUGUCUUAUUUCCCUUUCAUUGAACCUCUUUAUUGAUAUGACACAGUGCAUAGAUAUAUUUUGAAUUUGUGUAUGUGAAAGAAAACUUUUUUUAUAUCUGUGUAACAUAACGUUAACCUACAGUGAGGAUGAGAAGGAAAUCAAAUAUGACUGAUGCUGGCAUUUCUAACUGUGUUAAUGAACCAGCUGCUGGAAUUUGGUUCAUUUUGUACAACUCUUGUCUGCGGGACUCACAAUUGUCGAGCUGCUCCAAAAAACACUCACCAAAACAACAGCAGCACUUUUUUUUCUCACAGAAAAACUAUGAAAUGGUUGCAAACUGUACAAUUAGCCGCUUUAUUUUGGAAUAACCCUGUAUUUAUUUAUUUAUUUGUAAUCUCUCAAGGGGAAAAUACACUAAAUCGCUCUCUGUCCGAUGAUCUACAGUCAUUGUUGCACAUGAAGCACAGAGCAGCGGUCACUUUGUUAGCUUAGCACUGAGACUGGAGUCUGAGACAAAACUGCACACAAACAGAAAUUCAACAAUGACUUAUCUAAGUGUUUGAACAGGGUAUGUAGACACGGACAGGCGUUGGUGUAUUUUCCACAAUGUUGCAUUAUUUCUUCAAUUUGAUCUGAUUUAAAUUUUAAGCAGUGAUACUUGGAAAAAAUGUCUUAUUGGAUAUUUGGUGUAUAGGUUUUCCAUGUGUCAAGUGUAUUAUCAAUCGAACACAUGACAUUACUGGUUGUUUGUAAUGACAACAGUUAAAAAGGUUUGCUGUUUUAUUGCUGUAAAUAGUCAUUUGUAUCUUUAUACUCAUCGGUAUAUAAAUCCCGCAUCUGAACCCAGACUGGAUGGUUUGGGUUGUUAGCUUGAUGGGGAGAAUGCUAAUGUUUAGCAUAGACUAGAGGUUCUCAAACUUUUUAUACCAAGUUACCACCUAAGAAAAUAUCGGCCUCUCUCAGUGACACCGUUAUUGCCGACGGUAAAAAUACAUUGGUUUAAAUGGACCUUUCACAGGAGGCAGAAUUAUUCACAAUAAGAUCAUUUUUUUAGUUAUUUGUUUCAUUUUCUACACACACAAAAUUCCUCAUCUCCACUCCCAUCACAUACCCUGGUAUAUACCGUAGAACAGUGUUUCUGGCCUCCAAGUACCACCGGAGGAAGUUUGUGUACUACUGGUACACGUGCCACAGUUUGAGAACCAAGGGCAUAGACUAAUGCAGAGUGUCCAUCCAGUCACGACCUUAACAGACACCAGCGUUCCUGCCAGGCCACCCACUGAUUUGUACGUUACUGUUGGCUGUUCUUUCCAUUAACUAACAUCAAAAAAUCCAUUUCUGGUUUUCAGUGGACUGAGUGCAGGCCUCACAUCCGUUUGGUAUUGUACAGGACUUGCUUAAAUCUUUGAUAUGAAGUCACUCUCAUGUGAAAUUUAUGGGAUUGUGUGAACUUCUGAACUGUGGCAACAGCGGUUUCUGAAGCCACCAAUGAAAACAUGAAACCUCCCGAUAUUAGGAUUCUCAUAUUUACUCCACUACCACAAUAAUCAACUGUAGUGUUUCCUGCCUUUUUGAAGAUAAUAAUUCAUUAUUUACACAGACCAGUUUUUCUUUGCAGCCCUGUGUGGGACAGGUUGACACUGGUGACACUGCAAGUUCCAGUUAGCUGUGAAAAUAAGAUCUCAGUUUCUCUGCACGCACCCGUAAUCCAGGGACAAUGAGCAGUGACCGUACAACAAUGCAUCACAGAAACUCUCUCAAAUUUACUUUAACAGAAUGGUGGUUAAUAUGGCAGUGUCACCAAUGAGUUUAGUCAGUUGUUUAGUAAUAAAAUAAAAUAAUCAGUACCAUCACCAUGACAGUCCCAGUGGUACAAUCUUAGGAAAAUAGACAACAUCUCAAACAUGUUCAGAAACCGAGCUGCUGCUUCAGUUCUUAAGUGGUGUCAUCAAGGUCUAUUGUUGUCAUACUCCAGUAUUUAUUAUUUAUUUUUGUAUUCUGUAUUCGUUUUUUGACUUGUUCAUCAUUAUUGGUGAACACUAAUUCCUAAACCCCAACCUCAUCAUCCAAGUCAGUCUCACUGUGGCUCUUCCAUGGACAUGUUUGUUGUGGUCACACUGUAUCUCUGAAAAUGUGAUUUACUGAGACAGAUUUAGGUUUUAUUGUACAUUUAAAAAGGUUUUUAGUAGUCAUUUUCCACACCGUUUCAUAAUCUAGUAUACAUGAAAAAUGUAUCAUGAAUGUCUGUUAACCCCCAAACUCCGCUGCCUCUCUUUCAUUCUGUACAGGAUUUUUUUAAAAGAUGUAAGAUUUUUGACUUAGUGGUUUUGAAAGUUUUGAUUAGACUCCUGUUUUAGUUGCGGAACCUGCUGAUAGUCACAGGAAACAUCGUCACCCUAACAGACAUUCCAAAUAUUAAAAGGCAAAAAAAAGCAUCAUUCUGUGAUUGUUGUUGAUGCUUUGACUUGUUUUUUUUCAUCUGGACAAACUGGAUUGAGUAAUGUUUUAAAAGGCGUUCUUGAAGAUAUUAGGAGUGGAAUUAUUUCUGUGUGUCAUGGUCUUUCAGCCACUGGGACUGUGUGUGUGUGUUGGUGACUCACUGCAGUGUGAAUGAGUGAAACAUGUGACUGAUUUGGACUGUGAACACUCACACCAGUGACGGUGACAAUGAAUAAUGGCUGACAUCCUACACUUUGUAUUCCAGUGGUGUCUCUGUAACACAAUAAAAGUUUGAUAUCA